CUAGGCUGUGUAUGGCUGUGUGGCUUAUGUCUCCCCGUGCGCCGACGUACGCUGCAUCGACCUCCACCGCGUGCCAUGCCCGCAGCGCACGCCGCCGGCGCCUUUGCUCGGGCAGCGCUGCGGCCGCUCGGUGCCGCGCUGCAGGUCCUCGCCGUGGCCGUUCCAGGCUAUCUGCAGUCCCGGCGAUUAGCGGCACGCUCGGCCUGCCGGUGUGAAGAGUCAGGCGCUCGGCGCGUGCUGAUCGACACGGACCCAGGCGUGGAUGACGCGCUGGCGAUUCUGCUGGCCCUGGGCUCGCAGCGCGUGAGCCUUCACGGGCUCACCAUUGCGCUGGGCAACGGCAAGGACAUCCGGGACUUGGGUUCCAAUGCCAAGCUGCUCCUGCGGCUGAGCAACGCAGCUCCAGUGCCUGUGAGUUUGGGAGAUGACAGCUUGGCCACAUCCUGUGAAGGUGCGACGGUGAGUCGCAAAGGCAUGGAGAAGCAGCUGGUGCAUGGUGAGGACAACCUGGGCAAUGUGGGUGCGAAGUACGGCAAGUGCGAUGAGGACUAUCGAGAUUUCCAUCCUCUGAAAGCCCCCGAGUUCAUCUACGACGUCUGCCGCCGCUUUCCGGGCGAAGUCAGCGUGGUGUGCAUCGGCCCUUUGAACAACUUGGCCGAGGCGCUGCAGCAGCACCCGGACUUGCCGGAGCUCGUGCGCGACUUGGUGAGGCGUGAGGUACUCAUCAUGGGCGGCGCCUUCGGGCUGCGCCGCGGCAACCGCACCCCGGCGGCCGAGGCCAACUUCUACCACGCGCCCGAGGCGGCGCAGGCGGUGCUGACGGCCAAGUUCAAGCGCGUGGUGGUGGCAGGCCUCGACGUGACGCACCAAACGGAAAUGCGGGAGCUGCGCGCCGCCUGCGUGGCUGCAUCGCCCGGUUCGGUGAUUUCGCAGUUCAUCUGGGACGUGUGCGAGACCUACAUGAACGUCUACCAUGACUGGGGUGAGACUGUGGCGCCGGCGCAUGACGUGGUGCCCAUCAUGUACUUGCUCCGACCAGAGCUCUUCGAGGCCGAGGAGGUGCGCGUGGAAGUGGAGACGGCGCCCGCGGCGCUCACGCGGGGCAUGUCCAUUGCGGAUUGGAAGGGGCAGUGGGGCAAGGAGCCCAACUGCCUGGUGGUGACGCAGAUCCGCGACGUGGCCGCCUUCACGGCGGCCUUCGUGGCGGCCAUGGCGCGGCUGCCGCUCGGAGUUGGAGGCUGAGGGCGACCGGAGAACAAUCCGCGGCACGAAAGGAUGUGGCGCGGAAAAGAACUAUACUAAGUGGGGCAACGGGCGACGCUG
Messenger RNA from Durusdinium trenchii, 1323 nucleotides. NCBI's taxonomy places the organism in Eukaryota, Dinophyceae, Suessiales, Symbiodiniaceae. The record is from the annotation of a GenBank genome assembly.